Messenger RNA from Myxocyprinus asiaticus (Chinese sucker), 813 nucleotides. RefSeq lists its product as uncharacterized. The record is from RefSeq and is a predicted model, not a curated record. The transcript is spliced from 2 exons. NCBI's taxonomy places the organism in Eukaryota, Metazoa, Chordata, Actinopteri, Cypriniformes, Catostomidae. The coding region runs from base 1 to 813 and encodes 270 amino acids.
AUGGGGCCAUGCAUUAUCAUGCUGCAACAUGAGGUGAUGGUCGUGGAUGAAUGGCACAACAAUGGGCCUCAGGAUCUCGUUACGGUAUCUCUGUGCAUUCAAAAUGCCAUCAAUAAAAUGCACCUGCGUUCGUUGUCCAUAACAUACGCCUGCCCAUACCAUAACCCCACCGCCACCAUGGGCCACUCGAUCCACAACGUUGACAUCAGCAAACCGCUCACCCACAUGACACCAUACAUGCUGUCUGCCAUCUGCCCUACCCCCUCGACGAAGGCCCCACUGCUCCUAGCUCCAGUGGUUCCGGAGACCCUUCCGCUUCCCGCUCCUUCUCCUGAGACUCCUCCUGCGGCUCUGCCCUCCGAGUCCGCUAGUGCCCUUCUUUCUGAGUCUCCUGUGGCCUUGCCCCCUGAGCCUCCUACAGCUCCACCUCGUGUGACUCCAGUCCCUGAGCCUCUUGUGGCUCCGCCUCCUGUGACUCCAGUCACUGAGCCUCUUGUGGCUCCGCCUCCUGUGACUCCAGUCCCUGAGCCUCAUGUGGCUCCGCCUCCUGUGACUCCAGUCCCUGAGCCUCUUGUGGCUCCGCCUCCUGUGACUCCAGUCCCUGAGCCUCUUGUGGCUCCGCCUCCUGUGACUCCAGUCACUGAGCCUCCUGCGGCUCCUUCUCCUGUGACUCCAUUCCCUGAGACUCCUGUGGCUCCACCUCCUGAGCCCUGGCUUCCUACAUCUCAACCGUGGCCUCCUAACCACCGUCGGUUCCACCUGGGCUUCCUGAAUGUCAGCCAGCUUUACCCUGGUCUCUUGGUUGUCUGCUGA